AAAAUCCAACGGUCCAGAUUGAGUCUUCCUCCUCCGCCUCCAUUUUUUGCUCCCCUCUUAACUCCCUCCUUCCCCCUCUCUCUCUAUAUUCUCUUCUGCUUCCUUCUUUUUUCACUGGUUCUCUCUGUGUUUUCGCAUUUCCUUUCAAUUUUUCUUUCUAUCUCUGAAACCAUGUCUUCCGCCGAGAAGGAGAGAGAGACCCAGGUCUACAUGGCCAAGCUCGCCGAGCAGGCCGAGCGCUAUGACGAAAUGGUUGAGUGUAUGAAGAAUAUCGCGAAGCUGGACCUUGAGCUAACUGUAGAGGAGAGGAACCUUCUUUCUGUGGGGUACAAAAAUGUGAUUGGAGCUCGGCGAGCCUCUUGGCGCAUCAUGUCUUCGAUUGAGCAGAAAGAGGAGUCCAAGGGGAACGAGAACAUUGUGAAAUUGAUAAAGGGCUACCGCCAGAAAGUAGAGGAGGAGCUUUCGAAGAUUUGUGGUGAUAUUCUUUCUAUCAUAGACAAGCAUUUAAUCCCUCAUUCCACAUCUGCAGAAGCCACUGUUUUCUACUACAAGAUGAAAGGUGACUACUAUCGUUAUCUUGCUGAGUUCAAGACAGAUCAAGAUAGAAAAGAGGCUGCUGAUCAGUCGUUGAAGGGAUAUGAGGCUGCCUCAGGCACUGCGAAUACCGAACUCCCAUCGACCCACCCCAUCCGUCUUGGCCUCGCUCUCAACUUUUCUGUCUUCUACUACGAGAUUAUGAAUUCGCCUGAGAGAGCUUGCCAUUUGGCUAAACAAGCUUUUGAUGAGGCAAUUGCGGAGUUGGAUACCUUGAGUGAGGAAUCAUACAAGGAUAGCACUCUGAUCAUGCAGCUGUUGAGAGACAACCUCACCCUCUGGACCUCAGAUUUGCCUGAAGAUGGCGGUGAAGAAAACUUCAAACCUGAGGAUUCCAAGCCUGCUGAACCUGAGGCCCAGCAAGCCAAAUGAGAGAGAGCCCCUCAACGCAUCAUCGAGAGAUUGGAAUUCUUUCGUAAGAGAACUUGAAGAAUAGCUCUACAGUGUGGGAUUUUGGACUGCACAAUCAAAUUUCUUGCGGCGUUUUUAUUCAUUUGGUCCAACUAAAGCUGGAAGGAAAGCUGGAGUUUUUUAGCCAAGCUUUUGUUUCAAGUUAAAUUCAUCUCUUUCCCCUCAUUUCGUGUUACUCAUUCGUAAAACUAAGUGAGCUUUGAAUCAUAACAUAUCUAUUAUUGUAAUACACUUUUAUGAUAGUAUCGAUUAUAUCCACAAACUUAUGUCCUUUUC
Molecule: messenger RNA, 1281 nt
Organism: Momordica charantia (bitter melon)
Lineage: Eukaryota; Viridiplantae; Streptophyta; Magnoliopsida; Cucurbitales; Cucurbitaceae
Gene: GRF12
Product: general regulatory factor 12
Source: RefSeq, a predicted model, not a curated record